Molecule: messenger RNA, 2070 nt
Organism: Diuraphis noxia (Russian wheat aphid)
Lineage: Eukaryota; Metazoa; Arthropoda; Insecta; Hemiptera; Aphididae
Gene: Bcat
Product: Branched chain amino acid transaminase
Biological process (GO): L-valine biosynthetic process; L-leucine biosynthetic process
Cellular component (GO): mitochondrion
Molecular function (GO): branched-chain-amino-acid:2-oxoglutarate transaminase activity
Source: RefSeq, a predicted model, not a curated record
UUCAGUUUCCGACUAUUGCUCCAGCAUUCACAUUGAUAUUUAAUACUUACAUAUUAAACUAAUACUGAAAUACUGAAUGUGCGUCUCUGACAGUUAUAAGUAAUUUUACUGUAUUAAAUAAAAAGAUUCAUUAAUUGUGAUUAUUUUUUUUUCGAAUAUGGCGAGUAUUGAUGCUUGUCUGUCAGUAACACAAAAAAUACUUAAACAAAAAAAGACUUGCAGAAAACUGUAUAGUAUUCAACAUCUAUUGUCUAAAAGAAACCAGUCAUCGUUAUCACAAAAUGACCCUGAAAAGUGCGUAAAACAAGAUAUCGAUAUCACAUUAUGCAAAUCCUCAAAGCUUAAUGAUAAUGUCACCAAUAUUCUAAAAAGUGGCACUCAAAUCAAAUUUGGCACAAUUUUCACUGAUCACAUGCUCAAAAUACACUACGACAAGCAUGCAGGUGGCUGGCAGAAACCAUACAUCACUCCCAUGGAACAUCUCCACUUACAUCCUGCAGCCAAAGUUCUUCAUUAUGCCACUGAGGUGUUUGAAGGAAUGAAGGCAUAUAGAUCAGAACAUGGUCACAUGAAUCUAUUCAGACCGGAACUUAACUUACAAAGGUUAAACAAAUCGGCUGAGCGAGUAGGCCUACCACCAAUAGAUUCUAGUAUAUUACUCAAAUGUAUUGAACGCUUGGUGUCCAUCGACAACGAGUGGUUACCUGUGUCUGCUCCGCUCAGUUUAUACAUUAGACCUAACCUCAUAGGCACAGAAGGCACUCUUGGUGUAGCACAAGCAAAUACAGCCCUACUCUACGUAAUUAUGUGCACAGUGGGAUCAUAUUUCUCUGAUAAAUUCAAGUCUGUCCGACUGAUGGCCAACCCGAAAUAUGCCAGAGCUUGGCCAGGUGGCUGCGGUGACUCUAAAAUAGGCGCAAACUACGCCACCACAUUAUACCCUCAGGAACUAGCAUCAAAAUUAGGUUGUCAUCAAAUGCUGUGGUUAUUUGGUGAAGACCGACAAAUUACUGAAGUUGGAGCGAUGAACGUGUUCAUUUUUUACAAAAAUCAAAAUGGCGAAAAAGUAUUAGCCACUCCAGCAUUAAAUGGUAUGAUACUACCAGGCAUMACAAGGCGCUCAGUAUUAGACUUGACUAGAGAGUGGGACGAAUUCCGUGUUGAGGAGAGAAAAUUUACAAUGGAUGAAUUAAUCGAACUCAAUAACAAUAACCAAAUACUUGAAUUUUUCGGAACUGGUACAGCAGCAGUCAUUAGCCCAGUAUCAUCCAUAUUAUAUGAAGACACAUGUGUGGAAUUACCAACCAUGGACCAAUCAAACCCAUUGUAUGCUAGACUCUUUAAAGCGAUUACUGACAUACAGUACGGUCGGGUAGCACAUCCGUGGACCAGAGUAGUGGACGAAAGACCACAUUUGUAUGAAUCUCAGAACUAUAAAUAUGCAAACUAGGUUGCAAUAUAUCAAUAGAUUCCACGACACUUGAUAGCGGUCAAUAGAUGCUAGUGCAAAUAAUCGACAAUUAAUAAAACCUUGAAUGAAUAACUGUAAUUAACUACCAAAUACGAUAAAACGUUUAAAGAAAAAAUAAUAAUAUUAAUAAUGAGGUAAUACUUUGAUACAUAAGUUGGCUGAAUAAAAAAUAGCAAGGCACCAAAAUUGUAUUAAUUUCAUUGUAGAUCAAUGAAAAGUAAUUUUAUUCUUAAUGAACAUUUUUUGUCAGCCAGACUACAUCAUCUACACUUUAAGAUAAUAAUAAAAUAGUUUAUUUUUUAUGACAACCAGUUACUUCUAUAACAGUUUCAAAAUGUUCCUAAUGAUAAAUUUUUUUGUAUAGAUAUAUAUAAUUUUGAUAUAAUAGGAAGAAAUGGAAAAGGAUUAAGACAAAAAAAAUUAUUUCAUAAUUUAUGAAUUGUCUACUAAAUAAUAAUAUAUAGACCGCUAUCUAUUGUCGGUAUAACUGUUAACUAAUGUGAAGUUAAUUUGUUUUGUUUUUGAAAAAUUAUUUUUCUGAUUUAAAUUAUUCUUUAAGAAUAAUUAUAACUAUUAAACCAUUUGGUACCUGCAGCAAU